This is a messenger RNA of Adineta steineri, 1365 nucleotides long. The record is from the annotation of a GenBank genome assembly. Lineage: Eukaryota; Metazoa; Rotifera; Eurotatoria; Adinetida; Adinetidae.
AUGAAUUGUACCGAAGAUCCAAGCCGUCACGGCGAAAUACAUUUUCGUUCACCUUUUGCUUUUUGGACAUUAGGUGUAAUUAGUGUGAUAUUAUCAAUAUUAUCCGAUGUGGGUAAUCUAAUUAAUUUAUUUGUUCUUUCACGACGUCAUAUGCAUUCAACAAUGACAACACUUUUAGUUACACUUGCAUGGGCUGAUCUUGUUUCACCAACAGUUGUUUCAAUGAAUAAUAUUUUAUUUUAUUAUUUUUUACCACAUUUACAAGAUUCAUCAACAUUUUUAACUACACAUGUUAUUACACGAGCUAUUUUUAAUGUAUUAGCAAAUAUAUUUACAACAUUUAGUAAUUGGCUUAUUGUAUUAAUAACAACAUUUCGAUUAAUCGUUGUUAAACAACCAUUGGUAGCAAAAAAUUAUUGUAAUAGACGUACGGCUCGUUAUACAAUAAUAAUUAUUUUAAUCCUGUCAAUAUUUGUUAAUUUACCUUUAUUUCUUUAUACAAACAUACGAAUGUUUUGUACUAAUAAUGGUUCAGUGAAAUAUUAUGGCCUUGAGACAUCAUCUCUAUUAAGAACUCCAUUUUUUGUACACCUAUUUUAUCCAACAAUGGUUGUAAUAUCUUUACUCAUUCCAUGGUUAAUAUGUUUUUUAAUUUGGUUAUUUUUAAUACGUGCAUUACGAUCAGCUCAAAGUCAACUAACAACAAAAAAUACGAAUACAACAUUCCGUAAUGAUCGUAAACAAGAUACAUAUUUUCGUAUAACAUUAAUGAUUGUUUGUGUCUUAACUGUUUAUAUGAUAUGUCGUAGUGCACAUCUAGUUGAAGUCAUAAAUAUAUUUAUAGCACCAUUAUUUAGUUAUCAACAACAAAUUUCUUUUAAUCAAAUACGUAUUAAAUUAUAUUGUAUAUCAAAUAUAAUGUUAACUAUAAAUCAUGGUGCAAAUUUUUAUAUUUAUUCAAUAAAUCCAAAAUUUCGUUUAACACUUAAAUUAUAUAUAGCAUAUUAUUUUCGUCGUUGUCGUAUAAAACGUCGACGUGCAUUUACAUUAUUUCAUUUACGCCGGAAAAAAACCAAUGAUAGUCUAGAUGGUUUAAGUACACAAAAUGAAUUUAAUCGUUCAAUUAUGUUAACGACACCAAAUAUAAAUGGAAAAAAUUAUAUGAUUAACAAUAAACCUAAUCAAACAAGUCUCCCUAGUCGUAUUUAUCAACAGAAUCAUACAAUAAAUAGUAUAAGAACACCACAGAAAUAUUUAAAACAAUUUAUUGAUGUUAAUUCUCAUAAUGAAAAUUCCGAAAAAAGUUAUGUAUGGAAAGAAAUUGAGCAAAAAUUGAAACAUCAUCGAAGAAAUUAUCUGCGAUAG